CCAUGCCCCGGCGGGCGGGUUGAGUGCGGGGCUGCAUUCGCUGCGGGACAGCGGCCCCGAGCCCCCGCAGCCCCGGAGCCCCCAGCCCGGCCCUGCCAGCCCCAGGAUGCUGCCGGCGGGCGGCCCCAGCCCCGCGCAGACCUGCGGGGCCGUGCUGGUGGCCGCCGUGCUGCUGCAGUCCCUGUGCGUGGCCGUCACCUUCCUGUACUUCACCAGCGAGCUGCGACAGCUGCAGGACUCGUACUCGAGGAGCGGCAUCGCCUGUCUCACCGGGGAGGAGAUCGGCGCCUCCCUCCAAAACCUGGAGCUCAUCGAGGGUGAGGACAGAGAAGCUGAUCCCUGCUGGAAAGUCAAGUGGCACCUGGGAAAGUUAAUUAAAAAGAUGAUGUCAAGAACCUACGAGGAAAACAUAUCUGCAAUCAACGUUGAGAAGACUCUGACCCUGCCGCACUCGGAGGGGCAGCAGCCGCGCGGCCCCAUCCGCCGCAUCGCGGCGCACCUGACGGCCAGCAGCAGCAGGAGGAGCUCCCUGUCCUCACGCAUAAAUCCCUUGCCCAGAAGAGGAAUUGGACACAAAAUAAACAACUGGGAGCCAUCAAGAAAAGGCCACUCCUUCCUUUACAACGUGGAGCUGAGAAAUGGGGAGUUAGUGAUACCCCAGACAGGCUUUUACUACAUCUACUCCCAAAUUUACUUUCGCUUCCGUGAAGACGAGAACGAGGACUCAGAAUUGUUGGGACAAAUCAGAAACCCCAAACAGCUUGUCCAGUAUGUUUACAAACUGACCAAUUACCCUGAGCCCAUUUUGCUCAUGAAGAGUGCAAGGACAAGCUGCUGGUCUAAAAAGGCAGAAUAUGGACUUUAUUCCAUCUAUCAAGGUGGUGUGUUCCAGCUGAAGAGAGAGGACAGGAUUUUUGUCUCUGUCAGCAACAGUGACAUAGUUGACAUGGACAAAGAAGCAAGUUUUUUUGGAGCCUUUAUGAUCAGUUAGAACAUGAAAGUCAGGAUCCCAAAUGGCCCAGUGUUUUCUAGUCAGGACAGCUUAAAUUCCUAAAAAAUAGAGGAUCACAAGCAAAAGCUGUAUCAAUACCAAAAAGAGCAGACUGCCCUUUCUCAGCUCACUCACCGCGUGCCGAGUUCUGUCCCAGCAGCCAGGAAGAGCAGCAGCAGCUGGCUGUGAGUGGCAAUGCUCUGUGCAGGCACAGGCAGCCAGGCUGGGAAUGUGGCAGGGAUUCACAGCCCUCAGGUGAUUCCUUGGCCAGAGCCCUGGGCAGGUAAGGGCUCACCAGCAGCAGGGAUGCUCCAGGCUGGCUCGGCUGGCACCAGGGAUGGUGGAUGCUCCACAUCUGGUUCCUCAAGGCUGAGACUGGAUAUCAAAUUCUAUUUGUGCUCUCCUUUGGACCCUGUCUUGAAUAUAUCAGCAACCUUUGUACAUACUGUACCCAAGUGCCUGUGGAAUUUCUCCUGAAGUUUUUUGAACAGGAGUUUUGCAGAAGCUGCACAUCUUCAUCUCAUCUAACAAAGCACUUAAGCACCUAAUUAAUUUUAAGCACACAAACAGUUUGACUACACCAGGGUAUCCACAUGCUUGAAAUUAAGUAUGUGCUUAAGCAUUCUCCAGGAUCAUGUCUUGAGUAAACACAUUUGUCUUGUGCAGGAUAUUGUACAUAAGAACAGCUGCUGGAAUGGCACUGAAGAGCUUUUGAAAUCAAUCUGUGUUUUGAUCAAGAUUUUGUAACAGUGCCUAUUUACUUAAUUACUCUGCUGCAGACAUCUCACCAGGCUCCCAAUAAGUUCAGUAAUGCAGUUGCUGUUACAGUUGUUGACAGCAAGAACUGGAUCCAGAAAAAAAAAGGUGGGUUUCCGUAAAUACUGAAUUCUGUGAGAAAUUUGCAGCAAUUUAGGCAUGACAAAAUUCUUCCAUGUUUAUUUGUACUGGUUUGUGUUUGGUAGGAUGUAAUGUAGAAUAACACACCCCAAUGACUAACAUUUUGAGGAAAACAGGCACAACUAUCUGUACUUACAAAUAUGCUGCUUAUUUAGAUAAUGCUGUAAUUAUUUGAUUUUAUUUUUUAGAAAUGGGAAGAAAAUUUUCACAAUGUUUUUUAUAAAAUACUUUUUUUUAAAAAAAUGAACAUUAUAUUUUUUAACUCAAUGAAAAUGACUAUUUUGUAUUAAAAGGAUUUGAAAGUUUAGACUGUAUAGGCUCAAUGCACAGCAAAAGUCAGGUAGUGAAAAUCAGCACAUCUGUAGCAUUGUCAGUGGAGGAAUAGCAAAUUGCACCAUGAAUGCAUUUUGCCCAGAUUUGCAGGAAACAGUGGGAAAGGUGGAAAAAUAAAAUUGGAGGGAAAGGAAGACAGUUCUGCAAAUGUUACUUGUGGUGACAGGAUGAGGUCUGGCUAUUUUUUUUUUUUUUUAAUACACUGGGGUUGCCGUGGGAACCCUCCCAUUCACCUGCAUGCUGUAAUUAAAUCACAGCAGCCCCUGCACACGGGCCUCAGCAGUCAACAGGCACGGUUCAUCCUCCUGCCCACCAGCAGCAGGGGAUUAACAGACACAGCCCAUCUUUAUCUGGCCGUUCAGACAAGCACCUUGGCUCACUUAAACACUGCGUUGGAGCAGCAGGAGAAGAAUUUCAGGAAUACCCUUCUUUUGGCAGGUUAGAGCCAAGAAACACACCAGAGUAAGCUGAAAAUAAUGAGGUUUAACUUCUGCCUGCUGUUUGACAGUGUCACAUGUGCUGUGUUCAGUGGCAAUCAAAUAUGUGAAAUUCUUCACCAUUUACUGGAACACUUUGGUUUUUCCUCCUUCUCAAUUCAUCUGUUUUGACAGAGAACAGAAAACAUUUCUACAGUUUUAUCUCUGAUUUCAGUAUUUAAAUCAGAAAUGUUCUCCCAGCUGGAAAGGCUGGAGAACAGAGCCAUUCCCUACAUACCUGUAUGUCUGUUACCUUGCAGAAAUGACUUUUGUAGGUGCUCCUUGCAGAUGGACUGGGCUUGGUGCUUUCAGCACAGGACUGACCCCUGUAUCAGAUUUGAUCACUGCAUGCAGAGCACAUUGCAACAGGAAUCACACCAAAUUGUAAUUUUCUGAGUGAUCUGAAGGCAUGUUUGCCAGAUGUUAUCUUGGGGGAAGAUUAUCAAGGGAUAUCAGACAGGACACCUUCAAAGAAGAAUGGAAAAAUAUAGCAAGUUCUGUUUGUGCUGUGUCCUGACUCACACUUUUCAUCUCACUUCAUGCUGAAUGACAUAUGUAGCAAAUUUUUAUAGAUUGCAUUAAUAUGUGAAUAUUGUAAAUUUUUCUAUGUGACUUUUAUAUAAAAGGUUUUUACUAAAUAGUUAUUUAG
Molecule: messenger RNA, 3346 nt
Organism: Zonotrichia leucophrys gambelii
Lineage: Eukaryota; Metazoa; Chordata; Aves; Passeriformes; Passerellidae
Gene: TNFSF10
Product: TNF superfamily member 10
Exons: 5
Coding region: 107-991 (294 amino acids)
Biological process (GO): immune response
Cellular component (GO): membrane
Molecular function (GO): tumor necrosis factor receptor binding
Source: RefSeq, a predicted model, not a curated record